Nematolebias whitei (Rio pearlfish) is the source of this 4083-nucleotide messenger RNA. Its product is annotated as complement C4-B-like. Gene Ontology annotation, cellular component: extracellular region. The coding region runs from base 16 to 4083 and encodes 1355 amino acids. Gene Ontology annotation, molecular function: protein binding; endopeptidase inhibitor activity. The transcript has 32 exons. The record is from RefSeq and is a predicted model, not a curated record. Gene Ontology annotation, biological process: complement activation. Lineage: Eukaryota; Metazoa; Chordata; Actinopteri; Cyprinodontiformes; Rivulidae.
AUACAAGAGGGAGAAAUGUUUCUUCCCAUCAUCUCCCAAAAAUACAGUAUAGAUCUGUCCCGAAUUCGCUCUCAUUUCAUUCCUGGAUUUCCACUUGAUGUGGCGAUGGCAAUGUAUCUCCCAGACAACACCCCAGCAGCUGAUGUACCAAUAAAUAUUACUAUUACUGUAGGCACCACACAGGAACACUGGCAAGGCACCACUGACCAGGAGGGAGCAGUGUAUCCUGUCUUUAAUAUUCCUAAAGCAGCUGAGAUUACAGUUGAAGUGUCAGCAGAUGGUAUUCAAAAGAGAAAAAUUAUAAGUGCUACUCAGCAAACUAAAAACUAUCUUCAUGUGGCAAUAACAAACAAGAUGUACUCUGUGAAUGAUUUUCUAAUGGUUACAUUUAACACUAUCAAUGGACCAAGUAAAGGCCAUAUAUACUACAUGAUUUUAAGCCGUGGGAUCAUAAUAAAAACCGGCUCACUUCUAAUAGGUACAUCAGUUGAACAUAAAGUACAAAUAACCACUGAUAUGGUCCCAUCUUUCCGUCUGAUUGGUUAUUAUUAUGGCACGAAUAGUGACAUCAUAGCUGACUCGGUGUGGGUCGAUGUCAGAGAUGAAUGUGAGAUAAAAGUCAAGGUAGAACACAAAGGAAAACCUAAGCCUGGACAUAGUUCUGUGCUAGAACUGGAUUUACAUGGUCAGUCAGCUAAAGUGGCUUUGCUGGCUGUGGAUAAAGCAUUCUAUGCUCUCAAAGCUAAUAAUAGACUCACAGACAAACAGGUAUUUUCUGAUAUGAAGUCAUAUGACCUUGGCUGUACAUAUGGAGGAGGAGCGAACUCUUUAUCAGUGCUCAUGGAUGCUGGUCUUUCUUUUAUAUCUCAGUCUGCAAUACGCUCGAGACAGAAUUUUGGGUGUAAUGCACAGACUGUACGACAAAGACGUUCUGUGGACCUUAAACAGGAAAUCAUGACUUUAGAGUUAAAGUUAAAACCUGAACUGCAAGACUGUUGCACUCGUGCAUUUUCUCUCAUCCCAAUGAGAAGAACAUGCGAGGAAAGAGCAACUAGGGUCCAACUAGUAAAAGGAAAUCAAACAUGUGUGGACGUUUUUAUAAAAUGCUGCAAAGCAGCAGAGAGGAUGAGACAAAAAGAGAUGCUAGAGGAUACCCAGGGUGGACUUGGCAGAACUGCAACUUCAGCUGCUAUUGAAAUGUUCUUUCAGGAAAAUUCAAAACAGUAUAUCCGGAGAUAUUUCCCCCCAAGCUUCGCAUUUACAGAGUUUGAUGUGGAUGGCAAACAUUCGUAUUCUUUGGCUCUACCUGACUCCAUAACAACAUGGGAAAUUCAGGUGGUCACAUUAUCUCCUGCUACUGGUUUCUGUGUGGUUAAGCCACAUGAAGUCAAAGCAUUUCAAGAAACAUUUGUGUCUCUGAAGCUGCCCUACUCGAUUAAAAAAUAUGAGCAACUUUCUGUAUCACCUGUAAUCUACAAUUAUGGCAAAGAACCACUGCAGCUGGCGGUUCAUAUGGAACAAACUGAAGGACUUUGCUCGCCUGCUUCUGCUACUAAAGUCUCCUACGUAACAAUGGAUGUUAAGCCACAAUCGUCACAGUUCGUUUCUUUCUCUGCUGUCCCCAUGGUAACUGGAUCAAUACCCAUUAAAAUACGUCUUUAUGACGUUGAAAAUAAUCGGGGAAUAGAUGCAGUGGAAAAAAGUUUGAAUGUGCAGACAGAGGGAUUAGAAGAAAGUAUGGAAGAAACCACAGUAGUUAAAUUAGAUGGGCAGAGUUCAAAGACUCUAUAUAUUGAUGGUGCUUUGCCACAUGAAACAGUUCCAGACUCUAGCUCUAAUAUAUUCAUUUCAAUAGAAGGGGAUGGAUUUGGCAGUUUACAAGCCAGGAAUCUUCUUUCUCCAGAAAAGAUUGCCAGUUUGAUUGUACUGCCCAAAGGAUGUUUGGAACAGACGAUGCAAAGACUUGUACCUAAUGCUUUAGCCCUCCGCUACCUCGACUUGAGUGAUCAAUGGUUUGACCUUCCUCCUGGCACAAGAGAUGAGGCUCUUGCUAACGUUGAACGUGGUUAUAUGAGAAUUUUUGAACUGAAGAGAAAAAACUAUGGGGUUUAUGGAACAUUCUCAUCAGUGCCCUCUAGCAGCUGGGUAACUGCCUAUGUUGUGAAAGUUUUGUCACUGGUAUCGGAACGUCAAACAGCAGUAGUUGGACAGCAGGGUCGGAGUAUCAAAGCUGUACCAACAGAAGAGAUAAGCCAAUCAGUCAGUUACUUGCUUUAUAAACAGCAGAGAAAUGGGUCCUUCAAGGACCAGAACCCUGUGUUACACAGAGAUCUUUUGAAAGACCAAGACACCUGGUUGACUGCUUUCAUUACGCUUGCAUUAAACCGCUCUCUUCCAUUCCUGCCAUCUAACGGUCAACUUGUAGUGGAAGCACGUAUAUUAAGAGCAACAGCAUAUCUCCAGUCCCAACUUGCAGAGCUGAACCAUACCUAUGUCUUGGCCUUAUCAGCCUAUUGUCUCUCAGUCUGUCUACCACAAGAAGCAGAUCGAUUACCUGCAUGGAGAAAACUUCAGUCAAGAGCAAUAAAAGAUGAGAAUCACUGCUACUUCUGGACUGACAAUCCCAAUUCAGCAAAUCAAGAUGUUGCAGAUGCCAUCACGAUAGAGACAACAGCCUACGCCCUUCUGACUGCUGUGGAAUUUGCAAAUUAUGAAUGGGCAGAUCAAAUAGCCUGUUGGUUAACCAGCCAAGAAAACUAUUUUGGAGGCUACAGAUCAACACAAGACACCGUCAUGGCGCUUGAAGCCCUGUCAGAGUAUGAACUAAAAAGGCCCAGACCAGAUGGAAAUAUAAAAGCAGAGUUCACUGUUCCAGGAAAGAAUGAAAUUGUAACACUUGCGUUGCAAAAUAAAAAUUACAAAGUGGAAACAGACUUGAAGAUACUUGCUGGGAACAACAUUACAGUACAGCUGACAGGAAAAGGGGAGUUUAAAUUGAAAACUGUAAAAGUCUACCAUCUGUUAGACCCAGAGGACGACUGCAGACAACUUUCUAUCAGUGUCACAGUGGAGGGGAAAGUGAAGUACACUGAUAAGAUUGUGGAAAAUUAUGACUAUUUUGAUUAUGAUGACACUGAGGUAAAGAAGGCGCAAGAGGCACCAUCUGUGAUUGAGCAUUUAGAUGCUCUCACAAGAAGCAGGAGAGAUGUUGAAAACAGCAUAAAUUCAGACAACACUGUUACCUACACUGUCUGUGUCAGUCUUAACCCAAACACUGUUCUAUCAGGAAUGGCUAUUGCCGACAUCACACUGCUCAGUGGAUUUGAAGCUAAAACUGAAGAUCUUGACAGGCUAAAGCAGCCACCUGAACAAUACAUUACCCACUAUGAGUUAACCUUUGGGAGAGUUCUGAUCUACUUCAAUGAGCUCUUUGAGCAACGAGAAUGUUUUAGUUUUGAUGUUGUGCAAAGUGUGCCAAUUGGCCUUCUACAGCCUGCUCCAGCUGUUUUCUACGAUUAUUAUGAACCAAGCAGAAAGUGCACUGUCUUCUACUCUGCCCCAAAAAGAACCAAGAUGGUCUCCACACUGUGUUCAGAGGACGUGUGCCAAUGUGCAGAAAGGCCCUGUCAUAAAAUACAGGAAACAUUCAAAUCAGAGAGAGGAGAAAGAAUCACAACAGCAACGCGUGUAACACACACCUGUUUCUUCCCGAGAGUGGAUUACAUACACAUUGUUGAGAUUCAGAGUGUUUCUGUUAAGAACAACUUUGAGCUGUACAAAGCUAACAUAACUGAGGUCCUCAAAUUUUACGGAGAUCAUCAUGUGAAUAACAGAUCUGUUCGAGUGUUUGCCAGGAGGCUUCACUGCAAAGGGGAGUUAGAACUAGGAAAACAAUAUCUCAUUAUGGGCAAAGACGGCUCUACUAAAGACUCUAAUGGACAGAUGCAGUAUCUGCUGGAAUCAAACACCUGGGUUGAAAAAAGGCCACUGGAAGACGACUGCAAAAAAUCUGUUAAUAGACAGAGUUGUAAUUACUUUAAUGAUUUCAUAGCAGAAUACAAGAAAAGAGGCUGCACACAGUAA